Lingula anatina is the source of this 1660-nucleotide messenger RNA. RefSeq lists its product as uncharacterized. NCBI's taxonomy places the organism in Eukaryota, Metazoa, Brachiopoda, Lingulata, Lingulida, Lingulidae. The record is from RefSeq and is a predicted model, not a curated record.
AGACUUAUUGAUCUGCCCAAGUUCGUGUAACUUCCAUUUCUGAGAGACCUUUAAAACAAGAGGACAGAAAAACAACAUUUACGGCUCAUUGCUUCUGUAUUCAGUUAUCACCUACUGCUGUCAGUAAAAAAUUCACCAAAGGACAGAAAAAAUUCAACAUACCAUUGAACUUUUCUCUGAAGCUGCAGGGAAAUACUUACAAACAUUUUCACUAAUCAUUCAAGAUGAAUUUCUUGCGAAGAUUCUCCCAGGGCGGAGAAACAGAACCCCCAAUUAAAGAUGAGAAACCAUCACCACCACCUCACCCGUCAAAUCUGCGAGCCAGUUUCUCCGGUGGCGCCUCUUCACUCUUCAGUUCUGUUGGUGCGAUGAAAAAUGGUCUGUUCAGCGACAUCUCAUCAAAACUGGAUAAUGUCACCCUUAAGCUGAGCAAAAGGGACUCUGCGACUACGUCUCCUAAUCACACAACUUCCUCUUCUGGUUCAAGUCCUCCAACCUCUUCGCCUAACGGAGAGUCAUUAAAUGGAGGAAUGACAGAAAAUGGAAAGCCAACAGAAACCAUUCCCAAUGGACAGAUGUCUCAUGGUCAGGUAGUAUCCGCACAUGUUCAUAAAACAGACCAAGAUAAUGCUUCACUGAAUAAUUAUUUAGAAGAUGGGGUCGAUUUGAAUAAUGGCGUCCCUAAUGCCCUUGAUCCAGGAACCAAAAUUAGACAUUUGAAUAAAAUGAAAGAAGGGCAGACGGCAGGGUCAAAGCAAGAUGGCAACAAAAAAGUCCGCCCACCUAGGCCACCUCGGCCAAAAUUGGAAAAGAAGGAGAGCUUCUCUGGAGAGGAUAUCUUUCUAAAGGAUACCUUUGUCGAUGAGAGAGGACGCCGCAGAGGUAAACGGAGGAAUAGCUUAUUGGUUAGUUCGGAUGAUGAAGAGGAAGUGCUGCUGGCACCCGGGGUGGACGUAACCCCUAGCCCAGGCGAGGCUGUGCGAGAAUUCACAUUUGACCGCGAAGGGGUCAUGGUUGCUCCAGCUGACACUGAAAAUGACCCCAAAGGUGAGGAUUUGAUGGAUUUUAAUGAUGAUGAAGAGGAGGGGUUGCUGCAUAGGAUGAGCAGUGUCAGUUCCUCAGAGGUAGAAUAUGGUGGGGAAGUGUUACAGCGAUCAGAAUCCCAAAUGUCUGGACAGUCUUGGGCGUCUGCUUUCAGUUCAGACAGCCAGUUAGAUGAACACAGCCGCCAGGUCAAGGAAUUUAUGAAGAUAUUCGUCGAUAAGAUUUUCCAAGGAGAGGCAAUAUCUCAAACAGACAAAGCAAGAUUUGGGGAGCUUUGCCAAGAAAAUCCUGGACGUCUGUGGUUUGCUAGGAAUAUGAAUGCUCAGAGAGUGAACACAAAGACUGUAGAUGAGCAGAUCUUUUACCGUCUGAUCCAGUUUUUUGCUAUUUGCCUCUUUGAGUGCAACGAAGCUGAGGAUUUCUCUCCGGCAAAGACGCUAAUGAAUAUGUGUUUUACAUUUUGCCAUGAAGUCCGCCACCCUUCAGGGCCAGUGUACAAACACUUCCUGUACAGCUAUCUCAAAGACCAACCAAUAUGGAGAUCCCUAAGAUUCUGGAAUGCUGCUUUCUUCGAUGCUGUUCAGCAUGAACGCAGUAGGCGGCAUAUACAAAACAG